Pogona vitticeps (central bearded dragon) is the source of this 1377-nucleotide messenger RNA. RefSeq lists its product as uncharacterized. NCBI's taxonomy places the organism in Eukaryota, Metazoa, Chordata, Lepidosauria, Squamata, Agamidae. The record is from RefSeq and is a predicted model, not a curated record.
GGAGGGCCAGGGUAGGCUAUCCUUCCUCCUUUGUUCAUUGAGAUUGUGUUAGUAGCCACAGGGCUGGUCCUUGUGGCAAAUUGUUUGGUGCUUGCAGGUGUUUGGCUGAGAGGCCCAGAGAAAGUUUUAACAUGUUCGUUUUCCAAAAUGCCUUCAAAGGCCUGGGCCAGCUUGAAGCCUACAUUGAUGCAGAGGAAGGAGUGGCUUUCCAGAUGGACAACAAUCUGUUCUGGGACUCUCUGGGUCGAGGCUACGGCUGGGCCAUCCAGGGCCUGUUUGACAAGAUGGAGUCAGCCAAGUUCUGGAUCACCCGCCUGCCCUCGGGGAAAGUUAUGCUGAGAGACUGGAUAGGCAUGUACCUUGCCGCGAGGGAUGUUGGGACAGAUCCUGACACUUUCCCCAUCCAGCCAGUCGAAUACUCCGAAGAUGCAUCUCUGCAGUUUGAGGUCUUCCAUAGAGGUAACAGGGUAGCCUUCCAGGCUUAUAACGGUCUCUUUCUGGCUAGGAUGUAUAGAGGGUUUUACACAAUAGAAGCAGCCAAGUUGUUUGCAGAUGAUGCAUGUUAUUUUCGGCCUCUGAUUGGGGAUCUUGUCCCCCCUAUCUUUGAACUUGUACAAAUGGACAUAGAAGAUUAUUCCAAAGUAAGAUGCCACCGCCAUGUUUUGGAGAAGCAGACCUACGUCAACCGGAGUAACGUCCUGGAGCGACAUAUCUUCACCAUGACUUGGGAGACUCACUGCAUUGACCGGAUCGUCUGGGAUCGUCUGUGGGGACUUGGCUUGCCCUUUUCGUGGAGUUUCACAGUGGAGGAUGCGACCCCCAGUGUGAAGUAUACUGAGGACAACGAGAAGGCCGUCUCUUUGACCAGGUAUAUUUACAUGAAGCAAAGGAAAGAGGUGGAGGUGCCCCCCAAGACCAAAGCCAUAGCCAGCCUUUUGGUUUUUUGGCAUAAGACAGCCGCUGUGCCGUUUACGGCCGUCAUAGAAAAGGUGAAAUCAAACGGAGAGGUGGAGGUUUUGUAUGAAGGUGGUGCCUGGCAUGGGCUUGCCUUUCGUGACCUCCACAUAAAGGUCAAGCUGGAAAAACUUGGUGGGUUGUGCCCAACCAUGUGAAGGCAGCAGAACUAGCAAGCUUCCAAAGGACCUGUGUGCCUGAAUGAAUAUUCUUGCUAGGAUCCUGAAUCAUCCUCAUUUGGCUCUUUGUCUGAUGCUGUCAUUUUGCACAGUUGCCAUCUCCUGGGGAAUCUCUGCCUAUUCCUUUCUGCUUCCCUGGUGUUGGAAUAAAAAAUGUUGGCUACCUUUUUAUGACAAGAGCAGAAGAGAAUUCUUCACCUUGCAGUGCACUUGAGAGAAAAAAUGAAUAAAAUGAUGAAGCCUU